AUGACUCCUAUUAGCUUCACUACCGUACCUAAGAACCUUCUUGGGUACAACAUUUUUGACGGAGGCUCUUCGGCCUCCCAGAGUGUUCCCUUGGAUUUUGCUGGUUUUGUGUCAACCGAAGCCAAUGGCCCUAAAGUUGACAUUGAAAUCGGCAUCGACGAAGCCAGAGUGCCUCGCAGCCCUCCAGUUGACAGGCCUGUCAUCUUUUUCAACCAUCCAGGUAAGCUUGAUUAUUUCUUGCACACUUUCCGUCCUAUGGCAGUUGGUCCCACUGUUCCAGUCUACGCAGUAGUUGUCAGAGCUACUCAAUGGGGCACCCACCAGCUCCACAGUGGCCCUCAUGCCAUUAACGUGCCAGGGGAGUUUGCUAACUUCCUUUCGCCUUACCCAAAGGCCAAUUUUUUUGACCCUUUGCUCCUGGGACCAGUUGUUGACCCGGUCUUGUUCCAGUACAUGGCCAGGUAUGGACCACCUCCACCACCACCUCAACAGCAGCCUCAGUACGCCCAGUACGCCCAGCCAUGCCCUCAGCCUCAGGGUCCUCAUAUGCCUCAGGGCCCUCAAGGUCCCCAUAUGCCUCAUGGUCCUCAUGGUCCUCAUGGCCCUCAGAUGCCUCAUGGCCCUCAUGGCCCUCAGGGUCCCCAUGGUCCUCAGAUGCCUCAUAUGCCUCAGGGUCCUCAUAUGCCUCAUGGUCCUCAUGGUCCUCAUAUGCCUCAGAUGCCUCAGAUGCCUCAGAUGCCUCAGCAGCAUCAACCUCAAGCUCAGCAGGCCGAGAUGCCUCAACAGCCUGAGGCUUCCCAUGCCUAUGGCCCUCCUCCAGGUCUUUCCAAGGCCCCACAGUCUGCCGCUGCCCAGCCCGUGGCCACUCCUGUUGACUACCCUAUGGCCAGCUCCACUCCCGAGCCUCAACCUCUUGCUCAGUCUACCGAGCCUCCAAAGCCCCAGGCGCCCGUUUGCCAGGAACCCAAGGCGGAAGCUCCAGCGCCAGCUCCAGCUCCAGCGCCCGUUGUAGCUGAGUCAGACGAGAGUAUCCCUACGCCUAACACGCUGAAGGGAGAGCUGGAUGGUCCUUCGAUGGAGGAGGCUUCUGACGAGCCUCUCCAGAAACCUUCUGCACCUUCUAAGAGAGCCCAGAAACAGGCCGCUAAGAGAAGAGCCAGGAAGGCAAGAAAGCAGUCCAAGAAGGCGUUCAGAGAAAGCAAGAGACUCUCUAGCGUCGCCGACACCCAGGCUAAGAGUGACGUCGCAGAGGCUGCAAAAAUGACCAAUGAGUGCAAUCUUCCCACUUCUCCACUUCCUACUCCCAGUGUCCCUGACACUAAAGAAGUCGAAGAAGCAGUGGAAGCCACUCCCGAACCUGCCGACCAGGUGGGCCAGUUGUCUCAUUACCACCACUUCAUGAACCUCUUCAAGUUCUUCGAGUACCUUCCCAUGUACUUGGAAAAUGAGAAUGAGAAGAUGACGGUGGAUGACAAGAAGGAACACACCAUCCCAGUGUCUAUUCCUCCUAUCGUCAGACAACAUUUCGCCACCGUGGAACUCACUGGAUGUGCCAUUAAGUUCUGGAAGCCGUUGCCCAACGCUUCUGUUGUUCAAGAAACCACUCCCUCUGAGGCCCUUCUCAACCUCCAGGUGAGUACCUUUUCUUACCACCACCACUUCCAGCGGUUCCACAAGUUCAUCGGGUACCUCGAAAGCUACGUUAAGGAGCACAGUUACCCCUGCGCUGCUCCCGUCGAGGUUCCAAAGUCUCCCGCUUCCACGCUUGUGCCUUCUCCAGUCUCUAAGUUGACUCAGAGACCCAAAGUUCUUAAGGUUUUCGUUUACGGACCUUCCAAAGCCAAGCUCAGAAGACAGAGAACUGCUCAUGCCAGAAGAAACAGAGAAAUGCCCAACCCUAACUCUUGGUAUAUUAGGAUUGAGCGGCCUUUUGCCACCUCUGCUGCCAUGAGCCUUCCACAACCAGCUGCUGACUGGGUUUAUUAG
This is a messenger RNA of Candidozyma haemuli, 1986 nucleotides long. RefSeq lists its product as uncharacterized. The coding region runs from base 1 to 1986 and encodes 661 amino acids. Lineage: Eukaryota; Fungi; Ascomycota; Pichiomycetes; Serinales; Metschnikowiaceae. The transcript has a single exon. The record is from RefSeq and is a predicted model, not a curated record.